GGCGCCGCCGUGACGUCCUGUUCUUCCAGUGACCUUCAGGUCCCGGGGAGACGUCGGCGAGCGAGAGGCCUCUGCCUGUGCGCUGAUUGGUCGUGAGCUGAGGCCAAUCCCGCCCUCCGUUUUCCGUUCUGCAGAAGGCGCUGGGGUCUCGGCCGAAUCUCGGGUUUCUAGACCCUGAGCUGCUCUGCAAGUUACCAUGCCGCGUGGAAGUCGGAGCCGCACCUCCCGCAUGGCCCCUCCGGCCAGCCGGGCACCUCAGAUGAGAAUGGCACCUAGACCAGCGCCAGCAGCUCAGCCUCCGGCAGCGGCUCCACCAGCUGCUGUUGGCUCACCUGCUGCUGUGCCCCGGCAGCCAGGGCUCAUGGCCCAGAUGGCAACCACUGCAGCUGGCGUGGCUGUGGGCUCUGCUGUCGGGCACACGAUAGGUCAUGCCAUCACUGGGGGCUUCAGUGGAGGAGGCAAUGCUGAGCCUUCAAGGCCUGACAUCACUUACCAGGUAAGAUUUGGGGCAGUGUUGCUGUUCAGUGGUGUGUUACGAGAAAACCUAGUUAUUUGUAAGUUUCUUAUGUAUAGGAGCUGUCUGUAAUUUAAUUUUUAAUUUUUUUAUUUUUUUAAAGAU
This is a messenger RNA of Callorhinus ursinus (northern fur seal), 619 nucleotides long. RefSeq names its product coiled-coil-helix-coiled-coil-helix domain-containing protein 2-like. The record is from RefSeq and is a predicted model, not a curated record. NCBI's taxonomy places the organism in Eukaryota, Metazoa, Chordata, Mammalia, Carnivora, Otariidae. Gene Ontology annotation, cellular component: nucleus; mitochondrion. Gene Ontology annotation, biological process: mitochondrion organization; positive regulation of transcription by RNA polymerase II. Gene Ontology annotation, molecular function: sequence-specific DNA binding.